This is a messenger RNA of Caenorhabditis auriculariae, 3643 nucleotides long. NCBI's taxonomy places the organism in Eukaryota, Metazoa, Nematoda, Chromadorea, Rhabditida, Rhabditidae. The record is from the annotation of a GenBank genome assembly.
AUGCCAACAAAACUUGGGAAACCCAGUCGCCAUCGUUGGGGAGCCACGAAACAGAAGGAUUUGGGUUUCCCCCGCAAUUUUUCAAAAUUUAAUCACUCGACAAAAGUUUGAAAAUUCAAAUCAUCGAAAAUGUUUUCACUGAAAAAAGUAUUCCCAAACUGUGUGCCUUACUGAAAAUUAAUUAAUUAUCAUCCUCAAAAAAGCUUCAGAAAUCAUACUUUGAUCACAGUAAGUCGAAUGUUUAACCUUUUGAGGCCUCAAUAACUCUAGUGAAGCUUUUAAUUACAGAAAAACUCAAGCUUUUUUUUCAGUGAAAACAUUUUCGAUGAUUUGAAUUUUCAAACUUUUGUCGAGUUCAGGUUGAUUAAAUUUCGAAAAAUUGCGGGGGAAACCCAAAUCCUUUUGUUUCGUGGCUCCCCCACGAUUAAAUUUCGCUUUUGCCAAAACUUUUCGAAUUUUUACAGAAUCUCAUGAAAAAAAGGUCUACAAAAUCAUCCAUGUACACGGCAUGUAGACGCCCAUCGUUCAAGAAAAAUGAAAGAUGUGAAAAAUCAAAAGUAAAAACGCUUUCUCGCUUUUUUUUUCAAAACGUCUCUGACAUUGACUUGGUUAGUGAUUAUUCAUAUAUACAUAUUCUUCAGUAAACUUUUAUGUAGAACUUCGCAUUUUUUUUAGUUCGGUUUUUUGCUGUUUCUUUCUGCAAUGGUCUUAUUUCGUCGGUUGUUCUCUUAUUUCUCGAAAUGCAUUUUAAAUGUUUUUCAAAACUCGCCUUUCAGCAGUCUGAGUACUCGAAGAGCAGGCCCAUUUUGAAUAGGAAAAGUAUUCAAUAUGAAAAACUCCAAUAUUUCAUUUAAAAAAACUCAAAUUAAUAUUUUUUUCGAAACUUCUCCGGGGUGAAUUCACGCGCAGCAAGGGGCGCGCGGUAUCUAUAAACACGCCCCUUUUCCUGCGAUCCUGACGAAAGUUUACACAAAAAUGGUUCCCCCGAUUUCGCCACUCUUUUGCUCAUAACUUUUUUCAUUUUCCCUAUUUUUCUUUUCUGUUUUCGCAGUUAGCUUUCGAUUGCCAUCAGCUUUCUUUUUAUAUAGUUUUCAACUUUAUACUACUAACUAUGGAAAUUGGCCUGCGGUCCCUACGUAUAUUUUUAGAUUUUUGUAUCGUUUCACUUUCUGUUGUGUAAUAUAACCGUGUUUGAUGCGUUUGAAAAGUACUGGAGUUAAUUUUUGAUCGAGAUGGUCACGCAAUUUCGAUUAAAAUGACAUUUUGAAGAGUAACUUUUUUUGCAGAUGCUACUUGGUUCAUGUUUUUGUUUCAAAAUGCUCAGAAUGAGUUUCUCUAAAAACGCCCAGAGCUUUUUGUUUCAAAAUUUUUUUUUUCGACGUUUUACAAAACAUGUUGUCUAAAAUGACUUUUGAAGUUAUAAAUUUUUGUGCCGAAGCCAAUUGAUUCUUUUUUUCGUUUCAGAAUAUUCAAAAUGCGUUUUUUGAGAGAACCGUCAUGGAUUUUUUCCUUCAAAAAAUGUUUUAGGACUUCACGCGAGAAAUUUUCCUGAAAAAAGGCAUUUCGUGUGAUAAAUUGUUUGGCAAAAAAGAUUUCGUUCGUUCAGUAAUUUCGCGAAAUGCAGUUAUCUUAGUUAUCUUUUUCUCUGACGGCUAUUUCGAAAUUUGCGGAAUCACUUUGAACACGGCAUUAUCAUUAGCGAAAAACAGGAAUAACUUCAAAAAGUAGAGAUCAACUGAUAAAAUCAGACGUGAGAAUUGAGGCGUAUGGAAGUCGAAACGCAGAAGUCAGUCCGUCAUGAGAGUUUCUCUCGUCUUGUUGUUGGCUUUCGCCCUCGUCGUGAGUUUUUCGGAUCCCAAUUCCUUGUUUUCCGAAACGUUAUGCCGUGUUCAAAGUAUUUUCGGCGAUUUCAAAACUGACGCGUUAUUCGUUUAAAAUGAUUUCGAGAAAUAGGCAGAAUUGGUAUUCCGGGAAGGGGCAGAAAAAAUGAGUCCUACAGCGAUAUAUCGAUUGAUACGCAUUUUUUACGCGCGAAUUCGAAUUUUGCGUAGAAAAUGCCCAAAUAACCCCAAAAUUUUGAGUUCGCGCGUGAAAGUUACAGUAAAAAUGCAUAUCAAACGAUAUAUAUCGUUGUAGGAAUCAUUUUUUUCCCGCCUUCCCGGAAUACCAAUUCCGCCAACUUCCCGAAAUAAUUUUAGACGAAUAACGCGUCUGUUUUGAAAUCGCCGAAAUUACUUUGAACACGGCAUUAUAAAAAAAAAAGACGAGGAGUGAAACUCAAACGAAUUUUUUUUUCAGAAUCCAUCGCAAGCAUUUCUUGGCGACUUUUUUGGGGGUGUAUUUGAUAAGGUGAAAAAAGCCGCAGCGACCGUUGUUCGGGUGAAAACUAAACUUUAAAGUAGUUACUAUGCAAAAAUUCAGGCUAUCCUUCCUUCGCCUCCGCCUCCGCCUCCGGAACCAGAGGUUCCUCCACAAGGAGCUUAUCCCCCAGCAUAUCCUCCAGCUUAUCCUCCAGCUUAUCCUCCAGCUUAUCCCCCGGGACAUGGGCCUCCUCCACAACAGCCCAUUAUUAUCAAAAGAAGCAUCGAAGUGAGUCGCCGCAAAACUGCAGCAAAUUUUUCCAAGUUUUCUGAAAAAAUUCCUUGCUUAAUCAUGGAAUAUUUUUAGGGUUUUCGUCGGUUUUUUUUCAGUAGUAGUAGUCGAUUGUUAGCGGUUCGAUGAUCAGCUACUUUUUCAAGUAGAAAUGGUUCCCGGCUUUUCCGAAGCUGACGGACGUAGGAUUGAGUCUCACUAAGAAUAACUGACGAGAUAAACGCGAGGUAGGUGUCGGUACAUUGACGGACUCGCAAACAUGUCGCAUUUUUCUCGGUGCGAUUACGCAUUUAUCUUGCACUUCGGAAUCUUUCAAAUUGUGAGAGAAAUGCAAGUUCGCGCCUAGAAAAAUGCGAGACCAGCGUGACAAAAAAAGCGAGAUGUUUGCAAGCUCGUCAGUGUACCGCCAGCGUCUCGCGUUCAUCUCGUCAGUUAUUCUCAGUAUCUAGCGAGAGCGGAAAUGAAGCCGAGCAUUCGGGAGGUUUUAAUGAGUUAGUGUGUUGUCAAUUUCCCGCCUUUCAGGUCGGGAAAAAUUGGCUAAUUAUAGUCAAUUUUUUCCGACUUGGAAAGCAUGGCAGGCAAAGAAAAUGGCGGGACGCGUAGCGUAUGCGUUUGCGGUUUUGGUCACGAGCUCAAUUCAACCGCCAGCGAAGAUUUGGAGAGCUCGUUCAUCGACUUUUUUUUUCAUUUUUUUCAGAAUUCUGUCUUGAUGAUUUCAUUUUUGCAUUUAAAAAAAGUAAAGUAGGUAAAAAAAGAACGGUGCUUAAGCUUUUUUAUGGGUUAAUGAAGCUUGAAAUGAACUCGAGCCUAUAGCCGCCUUUGUGCACGCUACGCGUCUCGCCCACUUCUCUGCCUCCCUCGCCUUUCAAGUCGGGAUGGUUAUUUUUAUAGAGCAGAUACGCAAUACAAUGUUUGAUUUCCCCUCAUAAUCCGUUUUUUUUACAACCCAAUUGCCUGAAAUCAAUGCAUAAACUAAUCUUUUUUUCAGUUGAAUCUGCAAACCUGCUUCGUUCUCGCCUUUGCCAGCUUCUCCCACGCCGCUGUUUUUUAA